Messenger RNA from Salpingoeca rosetta, 1346 nucleotides. RefSeq names its product alpha/beta hydrolase. The coding region runs from base 144 to 1286 and encodes 380 amino acids. The record is from RefSeq and is a predicted model, not a curated record. Lineage: Eukaryota; Choanoflagellata; Craspedida; Salpingoecidae. The transcript has 2 exons.
GCUUCUCGUUGGCGUUGUGUGGUGAAAAGUGCGCACACAAAGCAAGCAAACAAACACGACGAAAGCAAGCAAGUCAGAUCAACAACGCACACACACCACAAGGCAAGCAAGCAGACCACUGGACUGCAUUGCAUGCACACGCGAUGACGGCUGUUGUUGUUGGGAGGCGCGGGGUGGCGGUGGCUGCGGCUGCGACGCAGACGCCCGUGGAGGUGAGCCUGAGCGUGCCGUGGGGCACGGUGCAGGGCCUGCACUGGCCAGGAAGUGGGCCCAACGUGCUUGCAGUACACGGAUGGCUGGACAACGCCAACAGCUUCGUGCCACUACUGCAGCCCAGGAGCACCCGCCGGCACCACCGCCCGGCACAACAGCCGGGUGCACUCACGCCACCGCCAAUGCCUGACUCCAGUGGCGUGGACGACCCCCUGCUCCAGGACCUGAAUGUGGUGGCCAUCGACCUGCCAGGGCACGGCCGGUCGUCGCACAAGCCGCGCGGCGCAUCGUACCUGAUGGUGGAUUGGGUGCGCGACGUACACUGGGCAGUGAAGGCGCUGGGUUGGAACCGUGUUCACCUCGUUGGUCACUCGAUGGGCGCUGGCAUAUGUUCCAUCUUUGCCAGCUGCUUCCCAGACAAGGUCGACUCUCUCACCCUGAUUGAAGGCGCCGUCCCUGUACAAGGGCAGAGCAGUGCCGCACGCGAGGAUCUGCGCCAGGCGAUUCAGUCGUGGGAGGCCCUUGACGCGAAGAAAGCGCAGGACGGGCGCGGUUUGACGUUGGAGGAUGCGCUGCAGAAGCUGUUGACAGCAAACACGCACGUGACCGAGGCAUCUGCGCGCUUGCUUCUGGAUCGCGGAUUGCGCCCUGUCGACCCUGAUACAGCAACCACCAGCAGUAGGAGUAGCAGAAGCAGCACCAGCACCAGCAGUGCUGACAGGCGGAAGGGCCAAGAUGAGCGUGAACCGCGGUACCAGUUCUCGCGCGACCUGGCCAUUCGCCAGGUGUCCGCAACCCGGCUCAACUUUGAGCAAACGCAGGCGUUUAUGAAGGGCGUGCGCUGCCCGACAUGCGUGAUUCUGGCGGAGGACGGCGUCAAGUACCAGCUGGAGGCAACGCGCCAGCACCUCAUUGCCAUGUCCCGCUCUGCGGCCUACUUUGAGCGACACACCGUGCCUGGGUCGCACCACGUGCACAUGAAUGAACCAGAGCGUGUACGCCCGCUCUGGCUGUCUUUUCUUGCCAAGGCCCUCGCACACCCAGCACCUGCAACCGCACAAUCAAAGCUCUGACUUGUGUAUGAUACGCGUUUGAGUGAUUGAGUGCGUGUGUGUGUGUGUGUGUGUGUGUGU